AAAGUGAAUCACUCUUAAUUACUGAUUGCAUUUAUUAAUUGCUCGGGGCACACUGCUUCAGAGGCAUAAAAGGUAUUAUUGCAAAAAGUGCAAUAAUGUGUUUUAUGGCUUUGCGCAAAAGGGAUAGACCACUAUUUUUCUUCUUUUUGGUUAUAAAGCCAAGUCCACAUGACUACACUUUGGGAUUUAAAAAAAAGAAAAAGAAACAACACGUUUUAACCGCGUCCAUAAUUUUAAGGUCACCCCUGUAUAUGAUUGUGAGUACAUGUGUAAAAGGAGCCGUAUUGGAAGCUGGGAUAUGAAAGAAUUCGCAGUGGUAUGCGUCCUGGAGAGGGGGAAAGGACAGACAAGGCCUCGGUUAUGAUCAUUGCAGUCUGCCAGUUGCCUCGAAAUGCCGGAUGCGUCUGCCUGAGCCAGAGAAAGGACACAAAGGCUGAGCUUUAUUGGUGAUAUUUAGCUUAGACAGCCAGGUUGUAACCUUAAGAAAAACAACUCAAUUGCCCGUGAUAAAAGGGGCCUGGUAUAUUGCACCCAAAUAACCUCAUCCCACUUUCCGUUUUAGAUUGCCUUCAAAGUGGACCCACAGACACGCAGACGCAACUAUGUGCGUUUUGGAAACUGUCCCAGAAUGUUUAAAUCUUCCAAAGCCCGGUGAUUCUUUAAUGACGUGUUUGCUGCUUUUGUAUAUAUAAAAAAGUAAAAUCUUGACAUAUUUUAUCUGCCGCUACCACGAGCCUCAUUUUUGUACAUAUUAGGAGUUUUAUAGAGGUCAUUAAAUGAUUGCAGUCUUUUUUUUGAUGGGGGUAAAUAACGCUAUGAUGCUUUUUUUAUGAAUAUAUAUAUAUCUAUAUCUAUAGAUAUAGAUAUAGAUAUAUAGCUUAAGACCUUGUUUGAUGAUUUUACAAAUGGAUACUUUAAAGGAUUAUUACCCCCGUCCCUAUUUACAGCUAGAUUUGAUUACACUAACAUAAGCUCUCUUGACAAAAAUCAUAACGUUUAUUGCUUAUAAACGAAAUAGUUCCCAAUAAAAGCGCGGGGAUUUGCUAUUAAAAUAUGGUGGGGGAAAAUGGUGGCCAUUUAGCCGAGCGCUAGGCUGAUUUAUUAUUUAUUGUUCUGUCCCACGGUCACGUGUUUGGGGCGCCCUAUCCAGUCUUGGGCAAGGUUCAACUUACUGGACGCAUUGAGUUUCUUGCUGGCGCACGACAGCAGCAGCUUAUCAUGCAAUGAAACGUUUUUUUCUAAACGCUGCAGGACUGUAGAGUGCCGUUUUCUUACUUUGCGUCUUUGCAAUGUCGACGUUGGGGACCAGUUAUUACAUUGACUCGCGCAUUCUUCCCGAGCAGGAAGAUAUGGCACCGAGGUAUUCCUCGUCAGCUGCAGGGGUGGAGCAGGCGGUGGUCACCGAAUAUGGCGGACAGGAGUCUUGCCCAUUGCAGGCGAAAUCUUCUAUUUUUGGUGGCUCUUGGAGUGCCAUCUCGGCCCACCCUCCAAACACGGCCGCUCCGACAUAUAUACAUCACCCUUACGCGAGUGGGGACAGCGAUGGCAUGUUUACGCGCUCUUGGGCGCUGGAUCCGGUCUCUGCGUCCCUGUGUUUGACGGGAUUACCAUCGACAGGCAUGCACUAUGAGAUAAAACCGGAACCCCUGAUUGGGAGUGCGGAAUGCACGACUUUGGAGACGCACACGCAUCUUUUGUCUGACAUUGAAAACGGUGCGUCUCUUGUGGAGAUUCCCUGCGAAACUGCGUCUAAAGCCACUGAAGAGAAUCCGUCAGUAGAGGAAAAAAGGGAGGUGGAUCCAAAUAACCCGUCAUCCAACUGGCUUCACGCAAAGCCCACCAGAAAAAAACGUUGCCCGUAUACAAAGCAUCAAAUCCUCGAACUGGAAAAGGAGUUUCUGUUUAACAUGUAUCUUCCCCGGGAUCGUAGAUACGAGAUAGCGAGACUGUUGAAUUUGACCGAGAGACAGGUAAAAAUCUGGUUUCAGAACCGCAGGAUGAAGAUGAAGAAAGAAAACAAAGAUCGGCGAAGAGACAGUUAACUGUUUUCAUUUUUUCUUUUUCUUUUUUUCUUGGACAGACCUGGGAUUAGAGCCUGGUUGGGAGGGGAGGGGUGAGGGGUUGAAAGGGAAAACUGGUGUCUGUCCUUAAUGUUCCUGUAACACAUGUUGUUGUAAAGUUAGUGCUGUUGAAACAAUGCUGGGUGUUUUUUUUUCUUAUAAUAUCGAGAGGAACAAGUGUUUUAUGAGAACUUAGAUGUGUUGUACUGCCGCACACAGAUAGCUACCUUAGGCCAUUUGUUAUUUGCAUGAAUCUGUUGACUACCUGAAUGUCUUUCAGCUACCUAUUUGCAUUAUUUAAGUUAUUGUUUUGGUAACUUGAUAUUGUUUUUUUAAUAUUAAGAUUUUGAUGCAUUUGUGAACAUACUGCGCACACGGAAAAUACCUCAUCGUUCUUGAUUUCACCUAAAAUAAAGUGUAGUUUGUGUAGCAUUUAAGAAAAGUAGUAAUGUGGUGUUAUUUUUUUUAUUUA
Molecule: messenger RNA, 2532 nt
Organism: Oreochromis aureus
Lineage: Eukaryota; Metazoa; Chordata; Actinopteri; Cichliformes; Cichlidae
Gene: hoxa9b
Product: homeobox A9b
Exons: 2
Coding region: 1290-2042 (250 amino acids)
Biological process (GO): regulation of transcription by RNA polymerase II; anterior/posterior pattern specification; DNA-templated transcription
Cellular component (GO): nucleus
Molecular function (GO): DNA-binding transcription factor activity, RNA polymerase II-specific; RNA polymerase II cis-regulatory region sequence-specific DNA binding
Source: RefSeq, a predicted model, not a curated record